Messenger RNA from Micropterus dolomieu (smallmouth bass), 1233 nucleotides. RefSeq names its product potassium inwardly rectifying channel subfamily J member 16 (gene kcnj16a). Gene Ontology annotation, biological process: potassium ion import across plasma membrane; regulation of monoatomic ion transmembrane transport. Gene Ontology annotation, cellular component: plasma membrane. The record is from RefSeq and is a predicted model, not a curated record. Bases 1 to 1233 code for a protein of 410 amino acids. Gene Ontology annotation, molecular function: inward rectifier potassium channel activity. The transcript has a single exon. NCBI's taxonomy places the organism in Eukaryota, Metazoa, Chordata, Actinopteri, Centrarchiformes, Centrarchidae.
AUGCAUAAACAAUAUUCAUCGGUGAGCCCCACCGAAGACUGUGUGAAGACUCAGAAUGGACCAAAGAAAUACCGCUACAUACGCAAAGAAGGCAGCUGUAAAGUCGUGUUCCGCCAUGUUCCAGAGGAGUGGCUGCUGUUUGUGACAGACAUCUUCACCACAUUGGUGGAGAUCAGAUGGAGGGUGAUGUUCCUCAUCUUUGCCCUGUCUUACAUCCUGUCCUGGCUCUUCUUCGGCAUCCUCUACUGGGUCAUCGCUCUGGCUCAUGGUGACAUGAAAAAACACACAAAUGACGUCUGUGUGUACGAGGUGCGCAGCUUCACAGCUGCUUUCCUCUUCUCGCUUGAAACUCAAACAACCAUUGGCUACGGUUUCAGAGGAAUGUCGGAGAACUGCAUGACAGCCAUUAUCGUAGUCACUGUACAAGAUGUCAUCAGCUGCUUCAUCGACACAUUUGUCAUCGGAAUUGUUGUCGCCAAAAUGGCCUCGGCCCGAAAGAGGGCGCAGACGGUGGGUUUCAGCAACUGCGCCGUCAUCAAUCUUCGUGACGGCUACUUGUGUCUUUCCUGGAGAGUCGGGGACUUCCGCAGAAACCACCUGGUGGAGGGGACGGCUCAUGCACACAUUGUCCGUUCCGUGGCGCAUGCCACAGGAAAUACAGACGUGAUCUUUGAAGAUCUGGUCAUCCAGCAGAGGGACAUCGUCCUCGUCACACCUACCACCAUCGUCCACAGGAUAGAGCCCAGCAGCCCACUGUACAAGAUGAGCUUGGUAGAUCUGCGGAAAGCAGACUUUGAGCUUGUGGUGUCUUUUACCUACACGGACGACUCCACAGGUAUGCUGCAUCAGACCCGAACCUCGUACACUCCAGAUGAAAUCCUCUGGGGUCAGCUGUUCCAGGAGAUGAUCAGGGUCAGCAGGAGGCACUACAAGGUGGAUUACAUCUUGUUCAAUCACACCACUAAGGUGCAUGUACCUGAGGUCAGCACCGAGGAGUACGAACACAAGAAGCAGCUGCGGCCGUGUCCACAACAUUCACCUAGAUCUUACCCACUCCCCUCUGCAGGGUCACAGCAGCAAAAUCAUCAGGAAAAUCUUCUGAAACCCCCAAUGGUAACUGUGGAACUUGUGAAUGACACUCACCCUGAACCAACUUGUUCAACAUCUCAAGCAGACAAUCAACAUCAAGACACUCCGACUCUGCCAAAUGACCUUACCAGUCAAGAAAUAUAA